ACAAUACAAAUAAAAAACACAUACGAUAAAAGAAAAGACCAGCCAUCAAGCAAACUAUAUAUAAACCCAACUCAUGCAGCAAAAGAAAUUAUACUCUAAGAUUGCAUAAAGGCAGCCAAUAAUGGCAAGUGGUGGUGAAGUUGUAAGCAACAAGCAAGUCCUAUUCAAGAACUUCGUUGAAGGGUUUCCAAAAGAAUCAGACAUGGUGGUGAAAACUAGUUCCAUAUCAUUGAAAGUGGAAGGUUCAAAUGCUGUUGUUGUCAAGAAUCUUUACUUGUCUUGUGACCCUCGGAUGAGAUUCAGAAUGAACAGUAAAUAUCCUCACUACGUGUCUUUCAAGCCUGGUUCUCCACUGGAAGGGUUUGGAGUGGCUAAAGUUGUGGACUCAGGGCAUCCAGAAUUUAAGAAAGGGGACCUGGUUUGGGGAACUGUUGGAUGGGAAGAAUACAGUUUGAUUAAGAAUCCUGGAGAAAGCCUCUUCAAAAUCCAGCACACUGAUGUUCCCUUGUCCUACUAUACUGGAAUUCUCGGUAUGCCUGGCCUUACUGCUUGGGCAGGCUUCUAUGAAGUUUGUGCUCCUAAGAAAGGAGAAUAUGUCUACAUAUCAGCGGCAUCAGGUGCAGUUGGUCAGCUUGUUGGGCAAUUUGCAAAAUUAAUGGGUUGCUAUGUUGUUGGAAGUGCUGGAAGUAAAGAAAAGGUUGAAAUUUUGAAGAACAAGUUGGGAUUUGAUGAUGCAUUCAACUAUAAAGAGGAGCAUGACUUGGAUGCAGCUUUGAAAAGGCACUUUCCUGAGGGGAUUGACAUUUACUUCGAAAAUGUUGGGGGAAAAAUGUUGGAUGCAGUGCUUCUGAACAUGAGACUUCAUGGUCGAAUUGUAGUUUGUGGAAUGAUCUCACAAUACAAUGUGAAUCAACCCGAAGGUGUACAUAAUUUGAUGAACAUUGCUUAUAAGAGGGUUCAUAUGAUGGGACUCAUAGUCUUUGAUUACUUUCCUCAGUAUUCCGAGUUUCUGGAGGCUGUGCUGCCUUUGAUCCGAGAAGGGAAGAUUGUUUAUCUUGAAGACAUUGCAGAAGGUCUUGAAAAUGCUCCUGCUGCUCUUGUAGGCCUAUUCAGUGGACGCAAUGUUGGAAAACAAGUAGUUGUAGUUGCUCGGGAAUGAUCCUGCAGUUUCUUUAUCUUGUGUGAAUUGCCACUUCUGUACUGAAUUGUGUUUUAAAUAAUAAAAUAAUUGGAAUAACAACAUCAAAUUGUAUCGAAUUAACACUUAUUUUUAUUGUAAGGACUGAAGUUUGUUUUUUCUAGGAAUGAAACAUUUAUAUCUUUUUAUUGAAGGGAUUAAAUUUUCUGA
Messenger RNA from Mangifera indica (mango), 1348 nucleotides. Its product is annotated as 2-alkenal reductase (NADP(+)-dependent)-like. Gene Ontology annotation, molecular function: 2-alkenal reductase [NAD(P)H] activity. NCBI's taxonomy places the organism in Eukaryota, Viridiplantae, Streptophyta, Magnoliopsida, Sapindales, Anacardiaceae. Bases 122 to 1159 code for a protein of 345 amino acids. The record is from RefSeq and is a predicted model, not a curated record. The transcript has 5 exons.